Stegostoma tigrinum is the source of this 1842-nucleotide messenger RNA. It is a transcript of the gene trnt1, whose product is annotated as tRNA nucleotidyl transferase, CCA-adding, 1. NCBI's taxonomy places the organism in Eukaryota, Metazoa, Chordata, Chondrichthyes, Orectolobiformes, Stegostomatidae. Gene Ontology annotation, molecular function: RNA binding; nucleotidyltransferase activity. The record is from RefSeq and is a predicted model, not a curated record. The transcript has 7 exons. Gene Ontology annotation, biological process: RNA processing. The coding region runs from base 73 to 1353 and encodes 426 amino acids.
CACGCCUCGGGCCCCGCCCGCCGCGAGCCCUGACUUUGCAGAGGCCUCACUCGGUGGUGGCCGUCCGGGUGAAUGUGGAGCCUUGUGUCCCGUGCUGUCGGUUUGAGCAGCGGCUUGAGGCGAGGCGUGUUCACCAUGCAGCUGAAGACGGUGGAGUUUGAGUCGCUGUUCACGGAUGGCCUGAAGACUAUCGCAGAUUUGUUCAAUAAAAACAAGUAUGAGUUGAGAAUAGCAGGCGGCGCCGUGAGGGAUUUAUUAAUUGGGAGGCAGCCAGAAGAUAUAGACUUCGCCACCACAGCUACCCCCGACCGUAUGAAAGAACUGUUUCAGGCUGCUGGUAUCCGGUUGAUCAACAAUAAAGGGGAGAAGCAUGGCACCAUCACGGCAAGAGUAAACAAUCAGAACUUUGAGAUUACUACGUUGCGAGUUGAUGUUGCAACAGAUGGAAGGCAUGCUGAUGUACAGUUCACGACAGACUGGCAAGCAGAUGCUCAACGAAGAGACCUGACAAUUAAUGCCAUGUUUUUAGGUCUGGAUGGCACACUGUAUGAUUAUUUUGAUGGUUAUGAGGAUCUGAAAAACCAUCAAGUCCGAUUUGUCGGUGAUCCGUCACAAAGAAUACAGGAAGAUUAUUUGAGAAUAAUGCGGUAUUUCAGGUUUUAUGGCAAGGUUGCCAAGGAAACAGGGGACCAUGACCCGAAGGCACUCAAGUCAAUCAAACUGUAUGCAAAGGGUCUGGCAGGGAUUUCUGGAGAAAGAAUCUGGUUUGAGCUGAAAAAAACUUUAAUUGGAAACCAUGCUGCUCAUCUUGUCAACCUCAUGUAUGAGCUGGAUGUAGCCCAGUAUAUUGGAUUACCAGUAAUUGAAGGCAACCUGGAAGAACUGAACAAAGUGUGCAAAAAUGUGUACCAUCAUUCUCCAAAGCCUAUGACUGUACUUUCAGCACUGUUUCGAAUACAGGAUGAUGUUUUGAGGCUUGACUUGAGACUCAAAAUUUCAAAAGAAGAAAAACAACUUGGUUUAUUCAUUGUUAAGUACCGAAGAGAUUUGAUUAAGGCUGAUGGACCUGAUCCAUUAAAACCUUACAGAGAUUUUAUUAUAGAUUCCAGAGAGCCAGAUGUGCAGAGCAGAAUAUGCGAAUUGUUAAAGUACCAAGGAGAGGAGAAGUUACUGAAAACUAUGGAGCAGUGGUCCAUUCCACGCUUCCCUGUUAGUGGCCAUGAUUUAAGAAGAAUAGGAAUUGUUUCUGGAAAGGAAAUUGGGACAAUGUUGCAGGAACUUCGGAAUACAUGGAAAAAGAGUGGUUACCUGAUGGAUAAGGAAGAACUGUUAAGCAUGGUAAAAAGUCCAUGAGCACAUCUCUCAUUGUUGUGAAACGGAGAGAAAAAACUGUUACAUUGAUAAUAAUUUUGACCCUUAUCAACCUUGGAUUCUUGAUUAUGUAUGUUUAUGGUCUAGUAUUUUAAAUUCAUUGAUUUUUUUUUUCUGUAGCUAAGAUCAUCGUAGUUUACUCACAUAAUGACUAGUUUUAUUUAGCAAAUGAAUUGGAUUUAAAACUGGGUAGAUUUGGAUACAUGUAGAUGACUAGGAGUCAAUUUAGAUUUGGUGACUCUUUCAUCUAAUUGAGCCCUCAAGGUUUGAACAGCUUGUAUAGGUAAAGGUUAGUUUGCUUUGUACUAGAUAAAUGACUGGCUUAAAAGAAACCAGAAGGACAAGAUCUAAAACAUUUCUUCUGUGUUAAAUUUGCAUUCUGAAUCACCCAUUAUCCUGCAGCCUACUGCAUAAUUUGUUUUGUAAUGAAGGAUGUUUAAAGAAAAUUAAAAAUCUGAGCCCAUUGUCAAA